UUUCGUUUCUCUCUCUCUCUUUUUUUCUUUUCUUUUUAUUAUUAGACUAUGGUCAACCUUUCUUUAUAUUCAAUCAAGGCUGUCAUCUUGCUUGAUGCAGAGGGCAAUCGUGUCUUGGCCAAGUACUAUGGCUCUGAGCAAACAACAGUAAAACAACAAAAGCAGUUUGAAAAGGGCUUAUUUGACAAAACAAAGCGUGCUCAAGGCAGCGAGGUUAUUUUGUACGAUAACCAAGUUGUAUUGUACCGUUCAAAUAUCGAUAUUUCCUUUUAUGUGGUUGGUUCUAUGGAAGAAAACGAGUUGAUUUUGUUAAGCAUGUUGAAUGCUUUCUAUGACGCUGUUUCUACUUUAUUAAGGUACAUCUAAACGCGUCUAUACACGCUAUUGAUAUUGAUUAGAUACCAAGUUGAAAAGCGCUCUAUUAUGGAUAAUUUGGAUUUAGUCAUUCUUUGUCUUGAUGAAACAGUUGAUGGAGGGUAAGUGUUUUUAUUAGAGAGUGUACGUGUGGUAUUAAAUAAGACGGAUUAGAAUCAUUUUAGAGACAGACUCAAAUGCUAUUG
Messenger RNA from Gilbertella persicaria, 560 nucleotides. Its product is annotated as AP complex, mu/sigma subunit. The record is from RefSeq and is a predicted model, not a curated record. Lineage: Eukaryota; Fungi; Mucoromycota; Mucoromycetes; Mucorales; Choanephoraceae. Bases 49 to 366 code for a protein of 105 amino acids. The transcript has 2 exons. Gene Ontology annotation, biological process: retrograde vesicle-mediated transport, Golgi to endoplasmic reticulum; intra-Golgi vesicle-mediated transport; intracellular protein transport. Gene Ontology annotation, cellular component: COPI vesicle coat.